AAUGUGCAAAACAUUGGUUUGUCUCUUUUAGUUGGACGCUUAGUGCUGGAGCUGUUUGCUGAUGUCUGCCCUAAAACGGCUGAGAACUUCCGUGCAUUAUGCACUGGAGAGAAAGGAAUUGGACCCACAACUGGAAAGCCACUCCACUUCAAAGGCUGUCCUUUCCAUAGGAUUAUAAAGAAGUUCAUGAUCCAGGGAGGAGACUUUUCCAAUCAGAAUGGAACUGGAGGAGAAAGCAUUUAUGGAGAGAAAUUUGAAGAUGAAAGUUUUCAUUAUAAGCAUGAUUGUGAGGGGCUGCUCAGCAUGGCUAAUGCAGGCCCAAACACCAAUGGUUCUCAGUUCUUCAUCACAACCGUCCCCACGCCUCAUUGGCACAUAAUCCGAAGUGAAGACCUGUACAUUAUUUUCCCCCUGUACACUAGCUCAGAUCAUGAGACUAAUUGUAGCAUUGUAAGUGCUGCCAUAGCUGAGAUAACCAGGGACUAA
Messenger RNA from Callorhinchus milii (elephant shark), 486 nucleotides. Its product is annotated as peptidyl-prolyl cis-trans isomerase D-like. The transcript is spliced from 3 exons. The record is from RefSeq and is a predicted model, not a curated record. Gene Ontology annotation, molecular function: peptidyl-prolyl cis-trans isomerase activity. Gene Ontology annotation, biological process: protein peptidyl-prolyl isomerization; protein folding. The annotation marks the transcript as partial. NCBI's taxonomy places the organism in Eukaryota, Metazoa, Chordata, Chondrichthyes, Chimaeriformes, Callorhinchidae.